UCAGAAGGCAUUUUUUUUCCGGGCGCUCUCGGUCCCGGUCUAGAGUCGUGCGACGUGAGGCGACUCGCGGACUCGAGAGGAUCACCAAGCGGCCGUCCGCGCUCCGCUCGCCGCGAGGACCUUCAAGGCGGGAGGCGGCAGAACCUCCCGGCUCCCUUCCGACAUGGACUCCGCGCGUUCCUGACGCGACCCAGCGACGAGGCAGUAGAACGUCAGCGAGCACUUUUUGGACUUGUUUCUCCCACUCGUUUCAAGUUUACAACACUUGAAAUUAGGGACGAUGGUGAAUCCCGGAGGAAACGGGCAGCAGCAGCAGCCGCCGCCGUCGAUGUCCGCCGGCCCGCUGCCGUGGAAGCGUUGCGCCGGCUGCGGCGGCAAAAUUGCCGACCGCUUCCUCCUGUACGCCAUGGACGGCUACUGGCACAGCCGCUGCCUCAAGUGCUCGUGCUGCCAGGCGCAGCUGGGCGAGAUCGGCACGUCGUGCUACACCAAGAGCGGCAUGAUCCUCUGCCGGAACGACUACAUCAGAUUAUUUGGCAACAGCGGCGCCUGCAGCGCGUGCGGUCAGUCCAUACCCGCCAGCGAGCUGGUGAUGAGGGCGCAGGGCAACGUCUACCAUCUCAAGUGUUUCAUUUGCUCCACCUGCCGGAACCGCCUGGUGCCGGGCGACCGCUUCCACUACGUCAACGGCAGCCUGUUCUGCGAGCACGACCGACCCGCGGCGCUCAUCAACGGGCACUUGAGCUCGCUGCAGACCAACCCGCUACUGCCGGACCAGAAGGUGUGUUAAAUGGACGCCACGCGGGGGAAGCAGCGACGUGUGCCUUCAUUUGAGCCCCUCACUCAUCCUCACCACAGACAUUUUGUGGACCUUCUUUCCGAACCUGGACGGGAUAACUUGCACUUACCGAGGCGGGACAACUAAACAAGGAAGACUCUCCAGGAAGAGAUUCUGACUCUUCUUUAUUUUUUUUUUUGUUGUUUUCCCACAUUUCAACGGAGUCAUGUUUUCUAUCGAAGCAACAUGAUAUCAUUUUGAUGUUGUGGCCCGAUUGUGAGUUAUUAUUUUUUUUUCUUAUCUGGUGUGUGAAAUGAUGGCCACGCAAAGACACUUUGUGUAUUUGUACGUACUUUAUGCAUGUUAAUGUCGUGGUCCCAGCGCCUUCCUCCCUUCCGCACCUGACACAAAAAAAAAAAAAAAAACAACCUGAACCAACGCUCCCAGUCAGUCAUUCAGUGGUGUAGUCUCCCGACAUUUAAAUGCCCGACAAGAGAGAUGAAUUUAUUUGUGAUAUUUUCCGAGACAGUUGCUCCUCAAUGGUGUAUUUAAUUAAUAAAAAAAAAAUUAUAUGGCCAGUUUA
This is a messenger RNA of Syngnathoides biaculeatus (alligator pipefish), 1361 nucleotides long. RefSeq names its product LIM domain only 4b (gene lmo4b). The record is from RefSeq and is a predicted model, not a curated record. The transcript is spliced from 6 exons. Bases 281 to 790 code for a protein of 169 amino acids. Lineage: Eukaryota; Metazoa; Chordata; Actinopteri; Syngnathiformes; Syngnathidae.